AUGCAUUGUAGCUCGGGCGUUGCGGGGAGAACGCGUUCUAGAAAAGCCCCAUUCGACAAACAACAAAACUCGCAUAAUGUGAAAAAACAGAGCAACGUUGACCACAAAUGGGACGACGAGGUUGUUGAUCUCAGUUUCGACGACGACAACGAUGUCAUUGUUUUUGAUGAAACUGAACAGGAGAGCGAAACUAGUCACAGCGAAAGCGAAACUAGUUACAGCGAAAGCGAAAUUAGUGACAGCGAAAGCGAGUAUUCGGAUGAAGAGGUGUACGAAGCGAUAAACGAUGAUGUUGAAAGAAGAAGAAGCAUGGGCAGGGCGAAAAGGGAAACGAACGCGAAAAUGAUUGAUUUUGGAGUGUGGAGGAGGAAAGCUUACGGUUUGGAUUUAUUGAUAGAUGAGAAUGCGAGAGAUGAGUGUAGUUCUUCAGCACAGAGGACCCGUUCUCAUUUUCUCAGGAACAAGAAAUUGAAGAUGGGGACUUUUAGUCAACCUAUUUGUCUCGAUGAAGAGGAUGAAGAGGAACAGUCUCUCACUGACACUACUGUUGAACCUGAUUUGGGUGAAACAAAUAUUUAUGAGUUAAGUGUGCGCAAAGUGCAUAAGAAAGGGAAGAUGGGGAAACUUUCUAGGAAAAAACACAUUCAUGAUUCACUAGAUUUUCAUGUGUUUGAGACUCUUCAGGAUUGUAUUAAUGGGAAGGUAAUAGGCCAGGAACCUAAAACAAAUAUGGAUUUUCCACCCAAGUUUACUUUUAUAGGUGAUGAGGAUGAAGAGCAACCAACACCGGAGAAAUCGGAGAUAUCAGAGAGAUCAAAGAUUGAGAAGGAAUUAGAUGAAAUUUGGGAUGAGAUGGCCUCUUGUCUUAAUGCUAGCCAAGAUAAUUCUGGUGGUUUUGUUGAAGAAAAAUCUAGUGGCUGUAAGAGGGAUUGGCUUAAAGAGGGAAGUGUUUUUGUUGAAAAAAAAUCAAGUGGUUGCAAGAGGGAUUGGCUUGAAGAGGAAGGGGGUUUUGUCGAAAAAAAAUCUAGUGGUCACAAGAGGGAAGGCUAUGCAUUCCCGAAGAAGAAACAGGUCCAUGAUAUAGAAGAUUUUGGUGUUAUUAACAUUCUUCAGGAUUCUAUUUAUGGUAAGGGAGAGGUGCCUGUGGAGGCUAACGAUGAUGAACUGAAUCCAAAAAUAGAUUUACCACCAUUGAAAUUUACUUUUCUAACUGAGGAGCCACAGCCAGUGGAGAAGUCAGAAUACGAGAAAGAAUUAGAUGCACUUUGGAUUGAGAUGGACUAUUGUCUCAAUGCUACCCAACACAACUCUAUUCCUCCUUCUCAGGUUCAAGAUAAUAUUGAUUUUGAUCAUGAUCAAUAUCCAUUGGAUAAAGUUACAACAGCUACUCUUUGUCGUCAAGGGAAGCAUCAUCUCAUUCUUAAUGAGGAAAUUGGACUUUUAUGUGCAUAUUGCCCACAUGUCCAAUUGGAGAUUAAGUAUAUUUUACCUCCCUUGUGUGAAAAUCCAUAUGGAAAAUCAAACAGGAGAGACUAUUGCACUUUCGACCCUAUGGACCAGUCUGUCUUCGAUGAGCUCCGGCAUGGAAUUGUUGGACAUGAUGAUUAUAAUCUCUGUGAUUACGCUGGGACAGUGUGGGAUAUAAUUCCUGGAGUGAAAAAGACAAUGUAUCCUCAUCAGUGUGAUGCUUUCGAGUUUCUCUGGAGUAAUUUAGCUGGUGGAAUUUUUCUUGAUAAGUUGAAAAAACAGAAGGAUUUUCCUGGUGCGAGUGGAUGCAUUAUAUCUCAUGCUCCUGGGACAGGGAAAACCCGUCUUACCAUUGUAUUUCUUCAGACAUACAUGGAGUUAUAUCCAACGUGCAGACCAAUGAUUAUUGCUCCUAAAGGGAUGCUUCUUACAUGGGAAGAGGAGUUCAAAACUUGGAAGGUUGACAUUCCCUUUCAUAAUUUGAACAAUUCUGACUACUCUGGCAAGGAGAGUGAGGAAGCUAUGAAUCUUGUUAGGAAUUCUUGUCGUAAUGUCUCAACCAAAUUAGCUAAGUUGUAUUGUCGUGUCGCUAAGUUGUAUUCUUGGAAGUGUAACAAAUCCAUCUUGGGAAUUAGUUACAAACUGUUUGAGCAACUUACUAGUCAGAGCUCCAAUGACAAGGAGUUGAGGAAAGUCCUUCUUGAACAUCCUGGUUUAUUGGUUCUUGACGAGGGUCACACUCCUCGUAAUUCCCAUAGUCUUAUAUGGAAAUCCGUCUCAGAAAUCCAGACAAAAAGACGCAUCAUCCUCUCUGGAACUCCCUUUCAGAAUAAUUUUGAUGAGCUAUACAACACACUUUGCUUGGCGAGGCCUAAGUUUGCUGAACGGAAUCUAUCCGGAGGAGGCAAUGUGGUAUUUGAUGACAAGCGGGGGAAUCCAAGAAACGAAAGCAAAGGGAAAUGGGUGCAUUUGACCACUUCAUAUGGAAAAGUUUCUGAUGAUAAUGGAAGAUUUGAGAUAUUGAAAGAGAUCAGAGACAUGAUUAGUCCUUUUGUUCAUGUACACAAGGGAACCAUACUACAAGAGAGACUACCUGGGUUGAGGAAGUUAGUAGUUUUUUUAAAGCCUACACAGUUGCAGAAGGAAAUUUUUGAGGAUAUUCAGAAAAAAAGGACAAGCCUUGCUCAGGGAAAGAUAUACUUGAAUGUGCUGAAACUAGAAUAUGAGGAGUCUGUAGCUGCUGUUCAUCCCGCGCUCUUCAGUCUAUCCGAAGGCAAGGAGAAGUUCCAACGGUUUAGAUUGAAUCCUGAGGAAGGUGUCAAAACGAAAUUCUUAAUGGAACUUAUCAGACUUUGUGGGCUUGUGAAUGAAAAAGUUUUGGUUUUUAGCCAAUAUAUUGAUCCUUUGAAUCUUCUGGCAAGCCAGCUUAAAUAUCAUUUUGGUUGGAAUCAAGGACGAGAGGUGCUAAUAAUACAUGGAAAAGUUGAAGUAAAGCUGCGUCAAGCUUCAAUAAAAGCUUUUAACGAUCCCAGUAGCAAUGUAAGGGUGAUGCUAGCAUCAACAAAGGCUUGUUAUGAAGGUAUCAGUUUGGUUGGUGCCUCAAGGGUUGUUUUACUUGAUGUUGUAUGGAAUCCCUCAGUGGAGAGGCAAGCAAUAAGUCGUGCUUAUCGACUUGGGCAGAAGAAAUUCGUGUACACUUAUCAUCUCAUCACAGCAGGGACAAUGGAUGAGGACAAAUGUUGUCGUCAAGCUGAGAAAGAUCAGUUAUCAGAGUUGGUGUUCUUUAAUUCCCAUGGUGAUGGUGCUCAAAAAUUCUCAUCCCUAGAAUUAGAAGAUCGAAUCUUGGAAGACAUGGUUCAACACGAAAAGUUUCAACAUAUAUUUGAAAGAGUAGCUAUUAACCAUUAA
Gastrolobium bilobum is the source of this 3375-nucleotide messenger RNA. RefSeq names its product SNF2 domain-containing protein CLASSY 3-like. The transcript is spliced from 3 exons. Gene Ontology annotation, molecular function: ATP binding; ATP-dependent chromatin remodeler activity. The record is from RefSeq and is a predicted model, not a curated record. Gene Ontology annotation, biological process: gene silencing by siRNA-directed DNA methylation. NCBI's taxonomy places the organism in Eukaryota, Viridiplantae, Streptophyta, Magnoliopsida, Fabales, Fabaceae. Bases 1 to 3375 code for a protein of 1124 amino acids.